GUGUACUAACUGUACUAUUCACCCGAUUACCCGAACCGGAAGCUAAACUAAAUCUAUUGACUAACCAAGAUAGCAUACGACAUCAAUUGAAAAAGGGUAAUUCAGUCAAAGCACACUAUCUAUCUUUCUCUUUCUCUCUCAUCCAAGUAAAUGAUAUCAUAUCAUAGCCAUAAAAUCCGAAGACUCUUCUUCUUUCAUUUCCACUAUACUAAUCUCUUUAUCUUCUCAAACUCAACCAAACAAAACUUCCUCUGUCUCUUCGCCUAAACCCGUUUUAUUACCAUUUAAUAACAUGCUUUAACUCAGUCUCUUCUAUGCUAUCAUCGAUGAAAUACAGUACAAACUUAAUUACUGUAGCAUAAAUUAAUUAUUACAUAUUAAUACUCAUAAUUUAGGUUCUGUACAGUUAGUAGUAUUCGAUUCGAUCUGUGAAAUUGAAGUUGUAAAAUUAAGAUCGGAGAUCAGAUUUGGAUAGAUCAGAUAUGGGCGGAGGUGGACCACCGACGAUUAACACCAACGCGGAAGCGCAGUAUACGACGGCGAAGACUUCGGUAUGGUGGGAUAUAGAGAACUGUCAUGUUCCAAAAGGUUGCGAUCCACAUGCUAUUGCACAAAAUAUCAGUUCAGCUCUUGUUCGUAUGAACUAUUGUGGUCCCGUUUCCAUCUCCGCCUAUGGUGAUACCACUCGUAUUACCGCGUCUGUACAACACGCUCUUUCUAGCACCGGAAUUUCGCUCAAUCAUGUUCCCGCCGGUUUGAAAGAUGCAAGUGAUAAGAAGAUCCUUGUCGACAUGCUGUUUUGGGCAGUGGACAACCCUGCGCCUGCUAAUUAUUUAUUGAUUUCGGGUGAUCGAGAUUUCUCUAAUGCCCUCCAUCAACUGCGAAUGAGGAGGUAUAAUAUUCUUCUUGCGCAACCUCAAAAUGCAUCUGUACCCCUAGUUGCAGCUGCUAAGAGUGUAUGGCUUUGGACUAUUCUCUUAGCUGGAGGAGCUCCAUUAGAGUCACACCAACUGGGUAAUACUAGCGUCUUACAAUCUUCUGAAACUUUACAAAUUCCUGUCUCAAAUGCUGCUCAGACACAGCAACAGGGAGGUCCCUAUUCCGAUGUUCAUGCAGGAAAUUCAAAAUUCCAAAAUGGAGGAAGGGGAUUUGAUUCUAGAUAUCAGGGGCGACCAACUUGGAGAAACCCGAGUCAACAAAAUGGACCGAAAGCCAUGAAUCCACCCCCAGUUGGACCUCAAGAUAACCGUAAUAACGUAAACAAUUAUCGACCUGCCAACUAUAAUCCAAAUGUUCCUCCAAGCGGACCCGCCACAAAUUUUGUCCGCCCCAAUUCUGAUCAGUUAUGGAGCAAUAAUGGUAAUCAACAAGGAAAUCAUCAAAAUGGUAAUCAACAGGGAAAUCAUCAAAAUCCCUAUUCCCAGCCAUCAAGACCAAACGACUUUCCAUUGCAACCUCCUUUUGCACCUAGUAAUUCAUAUUCUCCAAAUUCCCAUGCUUUUGCAACUACACCGGUGCCACCUAGGACUAGUAGCCCCAAUUUCAGUACAGGACCGCCUACAACUGUGCCAGAUAUUGGUAAUCUGAACAUUUCUAGUUAUCCUAGUAAUGUUCAUAACCACCGUAUUGUUCCGCAACGGAGUGGAGAGACGAAACCGAAUCAUAAGAGUAGUGCUCCACUUCCGGUAAGAUCAACGAAUGAACAAAAUGGACAUAUGGUGCAUAGCAGUAGCACACAAGGCUAUCCACAUGGUCCAGAAUAUCAACCUACACCACCGGCAGCAAUGGGUAAUAAUAAGCCUCCUGCUAAUGGUAAGUGGGGAUCUUCAGGAAUUCCUAAACCUUCUGAAUACGUACAAGGUCUUAUAGGGGUUGUUUUACUUGCCCUGAACUCAUUAAAAAAUGCAAAGAUGGCGCCAACUGAGAAGAAUAUAACUGAUAGCAUCCGUUAUGGAGAUCCCAAGCAUCGCAACACUGAUGUUAAGAAGGCUCUGGAGAGUGCAAUUGAGCAGCAGAUGGUGGUGAAACAGACUUUAGGUUCUGUGACAUUGUACAUUGGUAAGAAUGAUAAACUUUGGAAGUGUGUAAAUCCUAUUAGUGGAAAUCCUAAACAGUACCCAAAUGAAAUUUGGGACGAAAUUCAAAUUUUUUUAACAACCCCUGCUGGAAGAUCUGCUAUUAUGGGUACACAGUGCAAGUAUGAAGCAGGUGUUGUGAUAAAGAACAUGUGCCUUAAAGAUGUUGCUUUGGGCGAAGUCCUUCAGAUAUUGAACAUGUUAAUUCAACAUAAAAAAUGGAUAGUUCAUCAGCAGGCUGGCUGGCAACCACUCAUCCUUACUCUUCCUGGGUCAAACUCCGAUUCAGGGGACACCGCUAGCACAUAGCAGCACCCUAAAUUAUGGUAAUGGAAACUUGAAAGGCAGCCGGAGAAAAGUCAUAAAAGUAGUCAAAUACAUCAUGAGCCAGUUAAACCAGUAAUUAUCCGAAUAAUUCUCGUUUUUUCCGAAUGAAUCAAACCAUAGUAAUGUGGAAACUAGUAUUCAAGUAUCAUAAGUAUUUUUGGUUAUUUCAAAGCCUUCAGUUCGUCUUGGGGGACAAAUGAAAACAGAAAAAUGAAAGCAGCAUUUUGACGAUACAUGAAACAUACCAGAUAUUACAGUUUGGUGUGGUUGCUGAGGUUUCUGCUAUGUCUCGUUAUACAUCACAGAUCUAUCUUGGAAUUAGUUUGCCUUCCUGCGUUUACGCUUCUGCUCAAUUUCAGUGUCCCUACAAAUUUAAAUUUUGCUUGGAGAUUUCCUUAUUAGACUGAAUUACUUGGAUCCUUUUACUGAUGAAUUUGAUACAUGUCCGAGAUAUUGGCCAAAUGUUUUUUUUUUUCUUUUCCCGAAGUUAAGAUGGACCUUCAAUUUAGCUUGGUAACCAACCUUGGUGCUGUCUGUUUAUCAUUUAAAAGUUAUCUACCAAGUCAGAUUCUCCCGGGUGGAUUGUGAAACGGAAGCCCUGAAUUUGUUCAAUUGAGGCUAUGUCUUCGAAGUUUCAAAUUUUGCAUGAAGGUUAAUUACUGAAAAGAGAACACUUAAAUUGCACAAAAUAGGAACUUCAUUCAAACUCAAGCAUGAAGUCCUUGAUUUGCUAUCUGAACACAAAUAUGAGGUAUGUUUAUUAUGAUGGAAUUUGAUUAUGAAAAAGUCACGUUAGAGUUUUCAAUAUGAUUCAAAGUUGGUGAAAUAGCGCACCCCAUUGCAUUUCUCGUUGCUGAUGGUGCCCAGACUUAUGACGUUGAAUUAUUUAACUGGAAUUAGCUUUUGGAUGUCUGGCUCAAUAUGCUGAAUUUGGUGAUUCAGUCGCGAAAUGGUCUCUGGUCUUUCUGCUUUCCAUUGCCUUUUAAUGUUGUUAAUUGCUUGUAUAAACCGUAUUUAAAUUUGCUUUGGAUUUAGACGAAAGUUGUUUAAUGCUAUUUAUUUGCCAUUUUUUUGUUGUACUCUUGGUUGGAACUAGAGAGUCGAUCAAUUCGUUUGAUCUGAUUCAUUAUCUAAACUUUGUUAUUACCAUUUUCGUUAAUUGCAAUCUAAAUUUCUCAA
Molecule: messenger RNA, 3581 nt
Organism: Trifolium pratense (red clover)
Lineage: Eukaryota; Viridiplantae; Streptophyta; Magnoliopsida; Fabales; Fabaceae
Exons: 3
Coding region: 483-2384 (633 amino acids)
Biological process (GO): regulation of gene expression
Cellular component (GO): peroxisome
Molecular function (GO): RNA nuclease activity
Source: RefSeq, a predicted model, not a curated record